This is a messenger RNA of Anguilla anguilla (European eel), 1437 nucleotides long. It is a transcript of the gene polr3k, whose product is annotated as polymerase (RNA) III (DNA directed) polypeptide K. Lineage: Eukaryota; Metazoa; Chordata; Actinopteri; Anguilliformes; Anguillidae. Gene Ontology annotation, cellular component: RNA polymerase III complex. Gene Ontology annotation, molecular function: DNA-directed RNA polymerase activity; nucleic acid binding; zinc ion binding. The record is from RefSeq and is a predicted model, not a curated record. Gene Ontology annotation, biological process: termination of RNA polymerase III transcription; DNA-templated transcription. The transcript is spliced from 3 exons. Bases 144 to 470 code for a protein of 108 amino acids.
GAAAACUGCAACACGCGCUCAAUCUUGCGAUGAAGAAACGUCGGAAGUUUUGAGAUACCGUCUGAUUCUAAUUGUUAUACAUAACUACUCAGUCACCGUAAAUAUUUAUUAGAUAUUUUCAACAUACACGUGUUAAGUGGAAAAUGCUGCUGUUCUGUCCGACAUGCGGGAAUGUGUUGAUUGUGGAGGAGGGACAAAAAUGUUAUAGAUUCGCAUGUAACACGUGUCCAUAUGUGCAUAACAUCACGCGAAAGGUGAACAACAGGAAGUACCCCAAACUGAAAGAGGUGGACGAUGUGCUGGGUGGUGCAGCUGCCUGGGAAAACGUGGAUUCCACACCAGAAAAAUGUCCGAAGUGCGAGCACCCGCGGGCGUAUUUCAUGCAGAUUCAGACGCGCUCCGCGGAUGAGCCCAUGACCACCUUCUACAAGUGCUGCAACAUACAGUGCGGCCAUCGCUGGAGAGACUGAGCCGGCGGGGGCGUGACAUCACCACGCCGGCCAGUCCGGAGCAGCCAAUGGACACGUGCGAGAAGAGUGCGCACAACGCAGACGUUUGGUUUUCCGCCGCUACUUCAUAUGAAACCCAGAUUUGACACCUGAUCAGAACUUUUAGGUUGCUCAGGGGGAGUUUAAUAAGGAGUUCAGGUUUCUGCUUAUACAAGUGCAAACUAACAAAGGUGUGAAUCAACUGCUGAUCUGUUUACAAAGGAGUACCCUGAUUUUCUGUUUGAUAUAUCGUUGAAGAGAUCAAUCAAAGGGUAAUUGCCUUUUUGAAUAAGGGGGGAAUCCUAUCCUCUUACAUUAGAAAAUCUGACCACCGAUUUACAAGUCAAACCUGUGAUUUCUGCAGUUCAGACAGAAAAUAACCCAGGGAAAGGGCUUGGUUAGACAAGGGGUGCACAACUCUGGUCCCAGAGGGCCAGACGGUCCUUUUUGUUCCAGCCAAUUGCCAUAGUUGUAGUUUUCUGACAGCUGUAUGAGCUACGCCAGUUCACUCCUGCACUUGAGCACAGCUAGAUGAAGCAGCCGCCCUUAAAGAAAGGCAGGCUGGGGAAGGUCUGUGUCUUUGAGCACACGGGCACCUGGCACAUCUAGACACUUUCACUCAGGUUGUUUUCCAUUAUCUCUAGAUUCCUAUGUAAAGCUUAUUUAAAGCUCCAAUAACACUGAGGGCUACACACAGAAUUCUGGAUGAAAUGUGAAUAGAACUUCUCUGGAUGUCUUAAAAGUGCAAGACUAGGGUGUUUUUUUUUUUUUUUUUUUUAAAUUGUUGUGAAUCUGCCAUUCAGAACUCUAACCUGUAGAGGCCAUGGUGUGGAAUGUACCCUGAUGAAAUUCCCUGUGAAUUUAAGAAGAGUAGGAAGGCUUUUGCAUUUAACACAAGUUAACUUUUCUGUAUCACAUGGUUUAUUAAAAUUCUCAGAGAAAUAAAACA